AUGGCUGUUCCGUUCAGUUAUGAGCCCGAUCCUGCAGAAUUAAUGAGGAUUCAUUAUAUGCGAAUCCAAAAUCUACUCGUACAACUGAUGAGUCUGCUCAGGCAAACUCCCUCUAUAAUGACCGGUGAUCCUCUCUUCCGAGUCAUCAUUGCAGGAGAGCGCACUCCACCGGCUUUGUUGGAAGAGAGCCGCCGUAUUUGGCUACGGAAUCGGCACAUUGCGGAAGUCCGCCGUCGUGAGCGCCUGCAACAGGAAAUGUCGGAGCGCCGCCGUCGUGAGCGCGAGCAACAGCAACAGCAACCGUUGUUGCCCGACUUGGUCACGUCGUGCUCGCAGUCGGCUGGUCCAUCGCAGUCUGCUGGCCCAUCGCAGUCGGCUGGCCCAUCGCAGUCUGCUGGCACAUCGCAGUCUGCUGGCCCAUCGCAGUCUGCUGGCCCAUCGCAGUCUGCUGAUCCAUCGCCGUCUGCUGGUCCAUCGCCGUCUGCUGAUCCAUCGCAGUCGGCUGAUCCAUCGCAGUCUACUGAUCCACCGCAGUCGCCGCCUCAGCAGCAAUUGCAGGCUCAGCAACAGACCGCGGCCGACGGCGAGGACAGGAUUGCCGGGGCCGUCAAGCUGCAGGUGGCCGUGUGCCCGAGUUGCUAUUACGGCAAAGAGCGCAAGCUGAAGGUGAUCGCCGUCGCCAAGCUGGACGAGAACGGCAAGCCGAUCCGCUGGACCAACCGCGACGACGAAGAACCGGUCGAGAAUAAGAGUUCAGAAGUAAAACGGAGAAUCAUGUCGCUGCUUCAGAAAUCCCGCAUCGAAUCGUCCAUGCUCACAGCCGCGUUCGUAAUCAUCGGCUGGAAGAUGUUCAUCAAACAAUAA
Messenger RNA from Macrosiphum euphorbiae (potato aphid), 864 nucleotides. Lineage: Eukaryota; Metazoa; Arthropoda; Insecta; Hemiptera; Aphididae. The record is from the annotation of a GenBank genome assembly.